AUGGCCAUGGCGUCCGCCGACGAAAAUGGGGCCGGCAACCACAACAAAAACACAGACUCCCCCAAGGCUUCGACGGAGUUCCAGCUGAAGAAGUACCUACUGCUGCUUGCCACCCUGGUGGCGACGGUGACCUACGUGGCGGGGCUCAACCUGCCGGGGGGUUCCUGGACGGAGGACACUCCCGGCGGGCAGGUGGCCGGCGAGUCAAUCCUCCGGGAGACCUACUACUACCGCUACAUCGUCUUCUACUACUGCAACGCCGUCUCCUUUGCGGCGUCCCUCGUCGUCAGCCUCCUCCUCCUCGUGCUGCAUAAGGGCGGCUCCUACCACUACUGGCUCCGGCCGGUCAUGGUGAUUGACCUGUUCGGCCUUAUGGGGGCCUACGCCGCCGGGAGCAGCCGCGACAAGGUCACCACCGUCUGCGCCGCAGUGAUGGUGGCUGGCCUCGCUGCUUAUGUCACUGUCGCCUUCAUCUGGUACGUCCUCCGCCACGCGGCACUCGCGGAGCACGAGGCGGCGGCACUCGCGGAGAGUCCAGAUCAAGAGGCGGCGGCACUCGCGGAGCACGAGAUCCUGAUGGUGCUCACCAUCUUCGUGGCAACCGUCGCGUACGUGGCCGCGAUGAACCCGCCCGGAGGCUUCUGGCGAAGCACCCAGGAGGGCCACCACACUGGCGGUGACCCGAUUCUGCAGGGCGGCCACUCCGGCCGCUACAAGUCCUUCUUCUUCUUCAACACCACCGCCUUCGUGGCGUCCCUGCUCGCCAUCAUGCUCAUCCUCGACUAUAAGAAACUCAACAUCAGCAGUGACAGAUUUGGCGUAGGGCGUUGCGGGCUCUAUGUAUCCCUCAUCAUCGCGAUCGGCGGCCUCGGCGGCGCCUACGCUGCCGGGAGCUGCAGGAACCUUGAGAGCACUGCCAUUGUUCUGUCCCUAGGGCCAGUUGUUCUAAUCUACAUUGCUCUCCAGGUGGGCGUUUCUACAGACAAACUCCCGUGUAUUGGUCGCAUGUGCAGUUAUCCAAGAAAAUGGCUGCCGGUAAUAACAAGAUUCGUCACUGAUUCCACUUGCACUUCCAGACCACCACCACCACUGACCGACGAAAAAGAAAAGGACAAGAUUCCGAAGAGAGAACAUGAUGAAAAUGAAAAACUCAACAAGGCCCGCGAGUUUAUUCAGCUGCUUGCUAUACUUGCGGCGACCAUCACUUAUCAAGCUGGACUUGAUCCACCAGGAGGCCUCUGGCUGGAGAGUGGGGAAGGCCAUACUGUUGGAGACUCAAUACUCCUCACAACACACCCAAUACGGUACAAGGCCUUCUUCUAUUCUAAUUCGGUGGCCUUCGUGGCGUCCUUGGUCAUCAUCGUCAUGCUGCAGAGCGAGAUGCUAGUUAGGCUCCACAUACUGGAGGCUACUAUGAUACUAGACCUGUUCAGCCUCAUGGGUGCAUACGCCGCGGGGAGCAGCCGGGACACGAGCACCUCCAUCUACAUUGUGGCCAUGGCUGGCGCCGUCCUCAUCUACGUGGUCAUCCACAUAGUCUUCUUCACGCUCGACCCUGAAGACAUGGACACGGAUGUGCUGGACAAGUGUCGCGAGGUGCUGCUACUCCUCGCGAUCUUGGCCGCCAGCAUCACCUACCAAGCCGGGCUGACCCCGCCGGGCGGCUUCUGGGAGAUGGACGACGAGAAGCACGGGCACCACGCCGGCUUCUCCAUCCUCCAGGACAAGUACCAUCUCCGUUACAAGGCCUUCUUUUACUGCAACGCGGCGAGCUUCAUGGCGUCUGUGGCUCUCAUCAUCCUCCUCGUUAAUCCCACCCUGUACAAGCCGGCCAUAGAGUGCUAUGCCCUCUUUGUGUGCAUGGUGGGGGGCAUGUUUGGCCUCAUGGGUGCCUACGCUGCCGGGAGCUCCCUGCACCUCCGAGCCUCCAUCAUCAUCUUGGUAUUGGUUGCUCUGGUGUUUGGUUUUGUAGUGUAUCUGGUACUGACGGGCUCCCACAAGCUGAAGCGAAAGGAACCUGCUGGACAAGGAGAACCGCAGGGAGAAGGAAAUCAUGUGGCUGACAACAACAAGGCCAUAUACCUGAUGCUGCUAGGGAUACUGUCUGCCAGCGUGACCUACCUGACCGGCCUAAAACCGCCCGGCGGCCUGUGGAGGGACGACAACAAUGGGCAUUCCGCUGGCAGCCCGGUCCUGUACGACAUGCACAGGCGGCGGUACAUGGUCUACUUCUACAGCAACUCCAUCUCGUUCAUGGCUUCCAUCAUCGUCAUCGCCUUGCUGCUGCUCCUGCGGCUUCUGGGUAAGAAGAGCGAUCAUUGGUCGUUGCACACGGUGAUGGUACUGGACAUGCUCGCCCUCCUGGUAGCCUACGCCGCAGGCAGUGCCCGGAAGUGGGGCACAUUUUGGAAGGUCAUCCUGCUGCUCCUCCCCAUAGUGAUCUUCCUACGGCUUCUAUUCUGGUGCAAGAAUAAAUACCAUAGCACCGCAAAACCAAAACCAAGAGUCAUUGCUGCUCCAAAUCAGAAGCCACUGCAACUCAGUAACUCACAACACUGA
Molecule: messenger RNA, 2559 nt
Organism: Triticum dicoccoides
Lineage: Eukaryota; Viridiplantae; Streptophyta; Magnoliopsida; Poales; Poaceae
Exons: 3
Coding region: 1-2559 (852 amino acids)
Cellular component (GO): membrane
Source: RefSeq, a predicted model, not a curated record